GUGGAUGUUCAAUGAGUUUAGCAUCACCAGCCACAACUCUGCUCUUGAGAGCUGCCACUCCUCAGUCCAAGCAGUCCAUUCAGCCCCCAGGACAACCAGGUCAAAAAGUAACUCCUGUCAAAAUAGGCAAUCGUGUACCGCUGGCUACGAUGCCUAAAACGUGCCUUGUGCCCACUAAAACAGCAAGUAGUAUCCGUAUCCAAACUUUUCCGACUAGAAAAGUUGACAACCCACAGGUCGUAACUUGCUCAGCACAAGGUGCUGCACUCCAACCUGGUAGGGUCCUUCCUCAAGGUUCAAAACUUGUAACAAUUAUCCACAAUGUGACAGGUAAACGUACCAGUCUAAUUGUGAAAUCUGGUGCUGCCCCUCCGGCCGGUUUAGGAAGAGGUGGUGGACUAAAUAUCCAAAGUGAUGCUUUGAGAACAAUGCAAACAAUUAAUAGCCCACAAGCUGGCCAUGGUACAGGUAAUGUUAAUGUAGCAAAACCUUUAGUAGCAAGCAGUCAUUUAAAAACAGGAUCAACUAAUCUAAUUUUGCAUAAAGGUGUUUGUUGUGUUCAGGUCAGUCCUGGCGAACCAGUUGCUGAAAAGACUGGCGUGUCAAAUGAUGGUGAGAAGAACAUUACUCAGGGAAUGGGGCCAGAACUGGUUGAUGACAGUGGUGUCUUUGAAGAAAUAGAGGAAGCAGAGCAACAAUCAAAACGCAAUCCUCAAAUUCUUCAAGAACUAAUGGAUUUUUGUGGUAUAUCUGAGGAUGUGGAGUGAAAGCAUC
Messenger RNA from Frankliniella occidentalis (western flower thrips), 774 nucleotides. RefSeq lists its product as uncharacterized. The record is from RefSeq and is a predicted model, not a curated record. The coding region runs from base 12 to 767 and encodes 251 amino acids. NCBI's taxonomy places the organism in Eukaryota, Metazoa, Arthropoda, Insecta, Thysanoptera, Thripidae. The transcript has 3 exons.